Molecule: messenger RNA, 1593 nt
Organism: Naegleria fowleri
Lineage: Eukaryota; Heterolobosea; Eutetramitea; Acrasida; Naegleriidae
Exons: 4
Coding region: 1-1593 (530 amino acids)
Biological process (GO): proteolysis
Cellular component (GO): cytosol
Molecular function (GO): metallopeptidase activity; zinc ion binding
Source: RefSeq, a predicted model, not a curated record
AUGGAGGUUUCAUUUCAACAAUUUUCAAAGAAGGAAGUGAGUGAGAAGGGAUAUCCUGCAGUGUUCGGACAGCCUCUGGUGAUUAAUCUUGGUGCUUCUGAACGUAUUGAUUUGAAGAAGGGAGAUUUGUUUGUGGUGAGAGUGUUCUACGAAACCACUCAAGAGAGUGAAGCGAUUCAGUGGUUGAAUCCAGAACAAACUCUUGGAAAGAAGCAUCCAUACUUGUUUACUCAAUGUCAGGCAAUUCAUGCACGUUCUUUCCUUCCAUGCCAAGACACUCCUUCCAACAAGAUAACCUAUUCAGCCACCAUUCGUACUGAGAAGCCUCUUGUGGCUGCCAUGUCCGCAAUCAAACAGUGGGAAGAUGAUACCUCUCAUAUUAAUAUUUAUCACUUUCAGCAAAACGUUCCUAUUCCAUCCUAUCUCAUCGCUCUUGUAGUUGGAGCUUUGGAAAGUAAACAAAUUGGACCAAGAAGCACAUUAUACUGCGAAGAAGAGGCUCUGGAAAAGGCAGCUGAAGAAUUUUCACAAACUGAAGAUUUCAUCAAGGCCGCCGAGGAGUUCUUGCCACCUUAUGCAUGGGGAAAAUAUGACCUUGUCGUUCUUCCUGGAUCCUAUCCUUUUGGAGGAAUGGAAAAUUCUAAUUUGACAUUCUUAACUCCAACCUUGUUGGCCGGUGACAAAUCUUUGGCAAAUGUUGUUGCCCACGAAAUCGCUCAUAGUUGGAGUGGAAAUUAUACCACGAACGCCACAUGGGAAGAAUUUUGGCUUAAUGAAGGCUUUACUGUAUUCAUUGAGAGAAGAAUUUUAGCAAGAUUGAAUGGAGAAGAAUACGCAAAAUUUCAUGCACAAAUUGGUUAUGCAUCAUUAACUGCUUCUAUCAAUCAUUAUAAGGAGAUUAAUGAAACACAAUUUACUAAAAUGAUUCCAAAGUUAGACAACAUUGAUCCUGAUGAUGCAUUCAGCUCAGUUCCAUAUGAAAAGGGAUUUAACUUUUUGUAUUACUUGGCUGAUCAAAUUCAAAUGAAGGAAUGCUUUUUGGACUUUUUCUCUGAUGUUGAAAAGACAAAAGAAAUUGACUGGGAUGCUUGGUUUUAUAGCGAGGGUGAUGUCAUUGUUAAGAAUAAUUUCGAAAACUCUUUGAGUGUUGCUGCAAAUGAACUCUGUAAACGAUGGGUCGAGGCAGGCGAGGAAGCAUCCUCAUUCUCCAAGAGUGAUAUUGCUGGAUGGACCUCAACACAACUUUCUUACUUCUUGGAUAUUUUAUUGGAGAACGAGAAACCUCUUAAUAUUCAAAAAUUAGAUGAAAUUUAUGAUCUCUCAAAGUAUACCAACAGUGAAAUUAGAAAUGGAUGGCAAUUACUCGCUCUCAAGCACAAAUAUUCUCCUAUCAAGAGCCAAGUCGUUGAUUUUAUCACAUCACAAGGAAGAAUGAAAUUCGUAAGACCACUCUAUCGUGAAUUGUUCAAAUUCGACAAGGAGUUGGCAGUUUCUACUUUCCUAGAACACAAAAAUUUCUAUCAUGCUGUGGCUAGAAAGAUGAUUGAGAAGGAUUUACAAUUGGAUCGACCAAAUGCAGCCGUCAAGCAAUAA